AUGACGGGUAUGCUUAAAGCUUUUAAUCAAUCUCUUAAUGAAAUUUGUAUACUUGGGGAGCUAAAAGGCCUAGAGGUUCUAAAGGUUAGAAGUACCGGAAUUAAAGUGAUUCCUAAAGAGAUAGGUGAAUUGACCAACUUAAGGUUGUUGGAUGCGGGUGACUGUUAUUAUUUAUUUGAUGUAACACUAGGUGUCAUAUCAAAGCUCACUUGGUUGGAAGAGUUGUAUAUUGGAACUGAUGAGAAGAACGCAAUGUCUUGCCUUGGACUUACGGAAAUAAGUAACUUGAAAUCCAUCAGAGCUCUGCAUUUAUCAAUGAAUUCAGAUGGUUGUCAUAUUUUUCCCGAAGGCACCUACUUCGAAAAGUUGAAAGAAUUCUUUUUUUCAAUUUUUGGACGGCAAAAGUUCUUUUUUUGA
Lactuca saligna is the source of this 417-nucleotide messenger RNA. The record is from the annotation of a GenBank genome assembly. NCBI's taxonomy places the organism in Eukaryota, Viridiplantae, Streptophyta, Magnoliopsida, Asterales, Asteraceae.